This is a messenger RNA of Amphibalanus amphitrite, 1829 nucleotides long. RefSeq names its product dynein regulatory complex protein 10-like. The record is from RefSeq and is a predicted model, not a curated record. Lineage: Eukaryota; Metazoa; Arthropoda; Thecostraca; Balanomorpha; Balanidae. The transcript is spliced from 7 exons. Gene Ontology annotation, molecular function: protein binding. Bases 393 to 1772 code for a protein of 459 amino acids.
CGGUUGCCAUGACAACGAUCGAUACGAAACAACGCUUGUAAUUCUGCGAGACUGGAGGCCAGCGCGGCCAGCGUGGGUCGCUAGGACCGUUGGAUUUUGUAUUACGGAGUGAGCGCGUGCGGCGUGUGGGCCUUGGCGGUGCACGGAUCAUCGUGGCUCAAAGCAGUAGCACUUCUAUGUAAACGACUUCAGUCUCACCGUGGUUGUGCCCCCUUCCACGGGUGUUUUCAUAGGAAUGCCUAACGUCCUGAAUCCUUUCAUGUGAUUUAUCGAAGUUGUAUCUCUUUUAAUUUGGCAUCGCUCAAUAACAAUAUGCGUUGCGUGCUAUCGUGACUGGCAGAGCAAAGACAGUUUGAAGAUAGCCAUUUCACCCGGCAAAUAAAUGAUCAACGAUGGCCACACCAUCCAAUGAACAUAGGACAGAAAUGGGCCCAUGCGAGCAGCGCGGCUCUGGUGACAACGAGACCACCAACGAGGUCUCGCUGCCGUGCAUCGAGUCGGAGCGGAUCCUGAACGCGCUGGACGAGCUGCUGGUGAAGCUGCGCACGGUGCUGCGGCUGCCGCUGGUCUGGGCGCAGCUGGUGGAUGAGUGCGGCCACCACGUGGCCGAGCCGCUGGCGCACGCGGCCGCCGUCUACCUGCAGCUACGCCAGCAGUUCCACGAGGACGCCGAGCGGCUGCGCGCCAGCGUGCCGCCGCCCAGCUCCAGCCACAGCCUGGAGACGUUCGACGUGACGGAUACGGCGGCCGCCGAGCCGACCGAGACGGCCGUGCCGCUGGCGCCCAGUAACGGCCUGCUGGGCACGCCGGGCGCCGACCCGCGCUGUGUGGCCGCCCUGGCCGACACCAUCGAACAGCUGGCGGCGGCCAGCCGGCGGCUGGUGCGCCAGUGGCGACACCACGCCGCCUCCGCCGGCCUGGACGGGCCGCUGGCCGGCCCCGCCUCACCGCCGGCCCAGCAGUUCCUCCGGCAGAUGGCCUUUCUCCGCCGCCAGAUGUACCUGCGCCUGGUGACCACGCCCGACCAGGAGGCCAGUCGCACCGAGCGUCUGAGAGAGAUCUGGCGGCGCGACAACCACAACCGGCAGUUGCUGGACAUGCUGCAGACCCGGCUGGACGGCCUGCUGCAGCAGCGCGAUGACGACCGGCGAAUCAAGAACGCCGUCAUCGACAAACUGGAGGGCAACAUCGCCGGCGUCGAGCGCAAGUCCACUGAGGACGUCGCCAACGUCAUCGCUGAGGCCGAGGGAGACAUCACAGCAGCGCGUGCGGCCUACCAGAUGGAACGUGAGCGACUCAAGGUCAUCUACGAAAAGAACAUGGCCGGACUGCAGGAGCUGCGCGUCAGUAACAGAAAGGCCGAGGCCGCGCUCAAAAAACGGAAGUACAAAAUUGAGUCUGAGCUGGAAAACUGGUUGCAAAAAUACGAUGCCGAAAUGAUGGAGAAAACUGAAGAAAUCGAAGGCUUGCAGGCCGAGUUUGAAAAGGAGACCGCUGAGCGCGAAGAAUAUGACGCAAAAGUGGAAGCGAUAAGAGAUCGAUAUGAUUCGAUCAUUUUGAAGCGAGAACGGCGAGAGGAGCAGCGCAUCUUUGAAGAGCAGUUGGCCAUCAAGAAAGCCGCUGCAGCCCUGUACAUUCAGGCAUUUUGGCGUGGCUACCGCGUCAGAAAACGACUCAAGAAGGGAAAGAAAGGCAAGGGCAAGAAAGGCAAGAAGGGUGGUGGCAAGAAAGGUGGAAAAAGUCCUAAAGGAAAGAAAGGGAAGAAGAAGUGAUGCUGUCAAAGUAGCUCAAGCUCGGACUGUGGUUUGCAAUAUACGGAUGAGAGAUGA